Cimex lectularius (bed bug) is the source of this 1111-nucleotide messenger RNA. Its product is annotated as prothoracicostatic peptide. Lineage: Eukaryota; Metazoa; Arthropoda; Insecta; Hemiptera; Cimicidae. Bases 103 to 798 code for a protein of 231 amino acids. The record is from RefSeq and is a predicted model, not a curated record. The transcript is spliced from 7 exons.
AAAAGGGAGGGAACGGUCCUCAGACGGCCACUAGUGUAGUUGACUCUCUCUCACGACAAUAUCGUUCACAAGGAGAGUCUCCACUACGCUUUUUGAUACAGGAUGUCGUGGCGUACUUUACUUUUUCUCGCGUGGGUCGCAGUGGCAAUAAAUUGCGAAGUUCCAGAUUUCGUCGGACCCCAAAGUCCUCUGGAUGAAGAGACCAAUUCGGCGUUAAAUCUUCCAGAAGAUUCCCCUAAUAAGAAAGCAUGGAAAGAUUUAACAACCGCCUGGGGUAAGCGAGGAUGGAAAGACCUCCCGGCGACGGGUUGGGGAAAACGAGGCUGGCAAGAUCUUCAAUCGGCAUGGGGGAAAAGGGGUUGGACAGAUUUAAAUUCCGGCGGUUGGGGCAAGCGAGGCUGGCAGGACCUGAAUUCCGGCGGCUGGGGCAAGCGAGGCUGGCAGGACCUGAAUUCCGGCGGCUGGGGCAAGCGAGGCUGGCAGGACCUGAAUUCCGGCGGCUGGGGAAAAAGGGGUUGGCAGGAUUUACAAGCUCCAGCAUGGGGAAAACGGGAAGAAAAAAGUCUUGACGAGAAAGAAAGUGAAGGAGAGGAUGCAAAGAGGUCGUGGGUUUCACUCCAUAGUGGUUGGGGAAAACGAGCAGCAGAUUGGGGAAGUUUUAGAGGCUCAUGGGGCAAGAAAGAUCCAGCAUGGCAAAACCUAAAGGGCCUCUGGGGCAAAAGAAACUAUAAUGGAUUCAUGGAACCAUAUGACCCAGGUUACAACACUCUUGAUGAGGAAGGAAGGAGAGCAAAAUAAAUUGACCAGUAUACAAAUCCUUCACUCCCUCUAUAAUGUACCCCCUUAAUAAACUAAUAAAACUCUAAUUAACAUUUAUUAUACUACAGACAAAAUAAACAUUUAAAGGCUAAUAAUUGUGUGUGUAAAUAAAUGUAAGUAGAAUACAUAAAAGAAAAAAUCUACAAAUGCCAUUACUGUGGUUUAAGAAGGUAUGUAUUAGAAGAAAAAGAAAAAAUAAUAAUAUUUUUGUGGUUCUAAAUUGCAAACAAUUAUUUUUAUGUGCAGCAUCAAUCCAUUCCUCGACAGUACUAAUAAAAUUACUUGAUAAAUA